This is a messenger RNA of Penicillium oxalicum, 300 nucleotides long. RefSeq lists its product as uncharacterized. Bases 1 to 300 code for a protein of 99 amino acids. Lineage: Eukaryota; Fungi; Ascomycota; Eurotiomycetes; Eurotiales; Aspergillaceae. The transcript has 2 exons. The record is from RefSeq and is a predicted model, not a curated record.
AUGGACCCCCCUCGUCAAUUUACCUCGAACCUGUCUUGGUCUUCACCGUCCGAGGCCUCAUCUGAGGAUAACCUUGCGCUCCUGGCCGAGGAUGUGGAGAAGGAGUCUUUUAUCACCAGUCAGACUCAAGAUCAGUAUCUCGUCUUCACAUCUGCUCCUCCGGCGCAAUCUUUCAGAUUGAGCGACGAUGACUUGCCAGAAAGCAGGUUCUUUCGAUUCUUCUUCAAUGCAGAGACGGAGGCUUUGAUCGCGAGUGUAAUACCUUUCCCCCGCACACAGACUUGCAGUCAGAUCAUUUAA